This is a messenger RNA of Carya illinoinensis, 1707 nucleotides long. Its product is annotated as mevalonate kinase. Bases 143 to 1306 code for a protein of 387 amino acids. Gene Ontology annotation, molecular function: ATP binding; mevalonate kinase activity. Gene Ontology annotation, cellular component: cytoplasm. Gene Ontology annotation, biological process: isoprenoid biosynthetic process. Lineage: Eukaryota; Viridiplantae; Streptophyta; Magnoliopsida; Fagales; Juglandaceae. The record is from RefSeq and is a predicted model, not a curated record. The transcript has 5 exons.
AUGGAAUUCUUGGUUGUUGGUCUCUCCGCCAAUUUAAAACAAGUCUGGAGUAACAGACAAUGAUACCUGAGGAUCAAUACAAGUGUAUAGCUUUCGAAGUAUACGAACACACGUAGAGAGUACCGAGAACCAAGGGGAAAAAAUGGAAGUGAGAGCUAGAGCUCCUGGGAAAAUUAUACUCGCCGGGGAACAUGCUGUAGUGCAUGGAUCCACGGCAGUUGCUGCCUCCAUUGACCUCUGCACCUAUGUUUCUCUUCGAUUCCCGAUUCCUUCUGACAAUGAUGACUCAUUAAAACUUCAGCUCAAGGACAUGUCAUUAGAAUUCUCAUGGCCAGUUUCUAGAAUCAAAGAAGUGCUACCUGAAGUAGUGAGUUCAUUGUCUCCAACACCCACCUCAUGCUCAAUAGAGACCAUGAAAUCAAUUGCAGCUCUUGUUGAAGAACAAAACAUUCCAGAAGCAAAAAUUGGACUUGCUACCGGAGUUUCAGCUUUUCUAUGGUUGUACACCUGCAUCCAAGGAUAUAAGCCUGCUACAGUGGUUGUCACUUCUGAGCUUCCUCUGGGUUCUGGCUUGGGUUCAUCUGCUGCAUUUUCUGUUGCACUCUCAGGUGCUCUGCUUGCUUUCUCGGAUUCAGUAAGUUUGGAUAUGAGCCGGCAGGAGUGGUCAGUAUUUGGGGAAAGUGACCUCGAGUUGGUGAAUAAAUGGGCUUUUGAAGGUGAAAGGAUAAUCCAUGGAAAACCAUCUGGAAUUGACAAUACAGUUAGCACAUAUGGCAACAUGAUCAAGUUCAGGUCAGGUAGUUUGACACGCCUUAAGUCCAAUAUGCCACUGAGAAUGCUCAUUACUAACACUAAAGUUGGGAGGAAUACCAAGGCUUUAGUUGCUGGCGUUUCCGAGAGGACCUUAAGGCACCCAGAUGCCAUGAGUUUUGUGUUUAAUGCUGUUGAUUCUAUCAGCAAGGAAUUGUCUACCAUUAUCCAGUCACCAGCCCCUGAUGACCUCUCCAUUACAGAGAAGGAAGAGAAGAUAGAAGAGUUGAUGGAAAUGAAUCAAGGUCUCCUCCAGUGUAUGGGAGUCAGCCAUGCUGUAAUAGAAACCGUUCUUAGGACUACAUUGAAGUACAAGUUGGCUUCCAAAUUAACAGGAGCCGGAGGUGGAGGAUGUGUGCUUACAUUGUUGCCGACCCUGCUAUCAGGAACAGUUGUUGACAAGGUAACUGCGGAGCUGGAGUCAUGUGGCUUCCAAUGUCUGAUUGCUGCAACAGGUGGGAAAGGUGUUGAGGUCUGCUUUGGUGGUUCAGCAUGAUAUUUUUAGUAAGAUCCUAAUGCCAAAUUUACUUCUCAAAAAAAAAAAAAAAAAAAAAAAAAGAUCCCUAAUGCCAAAUAAUGAGCAUGAAAUGUCUGCUUUGAUGUUAUGUCCCUUUGCUGUCUGUACUCUGUAGAAUAAUAAACUAAUUAAACUCCAGGACUUUUGUGGCCUUGGGAGAUGUCAAUCUUGUUGCUCGUGAGUAGUUAAGACAAUUGUAAAAAAUUAAGUGAGAUUUUAUCGCUCUGUAUACUCCUUGAUGGAAACCAGUUUUACACGAAUGGAUUUUUUUGCCCAUGGCAAACAUUUGAUAAGGUUGUCAUGUAACCCUAUGGAUAUAUGUGGCAUUAACAUUGCUACAUGGUGCAGGUUUAUGAAUAACACAAUAUAAAGUUCCAUUA